This is a messenger RNA of Caenorhabditis sp. 36 PRJEB53466, 3589 nucleotides long. The record is from the annotation of a GenBank genome assembly. NCBI's taxonomy places the organism in Eukaryota, Metazoa, Nematoda, Chromadorea, Rhabditida, Rhabditidae.
AUGAGUAAAGUGGCGCGACUGGGAAGGAGAAUUCUGGUGAGCGGAAGACGCUUCGACAGUCGACGGACAGCCGUCGGAAUGCAAUGUAAGACAUUUGAAAGUUUGAAUUUAUUAUCUGAUGAACGGGUAGGUCGAUGAAACCAGUUGAAAGGAGAAGAAAAGAUUGAUGCGUCUGCAGACUUCAGAACCAAAAGUGACAAGGCUAAAUGUACUCAAAUGAAGGUCAAAGUGCGCCGUUUGAUUUCUUUCCUCCGAAAUAUUGAAUAAUUUCGAAGAAAACGAACUCAUUUUCACGGAGAUUUUGUGCUGACAGUCUAGAAAAGUGUAAAAAGAUAUGACGGUUUACUGAAAGAGAUAAGGAUUGUAUAAAACAAGUGAUCACUCGACCUUUUCACAUGGUGUGAUACCACUUCUGGUGUUUUGAAGAUUAUGACUUUCGUCACCUCACUUUCACCUUUCCAGAUAUCUUGGGAAAUUCGCUUUUUGCCCGUUGAAAGCCAUCAUGAAUUUUCCGCAUUUCUCAGAGUGUUCCGUCAUAAGUGGGACUCAUACUUUUUAGAUCGUAAACUAACCCAUCUCUCGUCUCCCGCUGUUUUCUCCGAAUUUCCUUCCAUCUCCGUUCUCGCAUCAGACUUUAGUCUCGGCUGCUCUAGACCAGACACAAACUCCUUCUCGACAAGUAUCUGCCGCUGAUCCAUGCGCCUCUCCCUCUCCUUCUCUGCUUCUCUUCAUCCCUCAAUUCUCUCUCUUCUUUAUUUUCUCUGCGUCUCUCACACGUUGCACACUCUCUCGUCUUCUCCUCGCUUUGACACAUUGCUCCCUUUUCGCUUCUCCUCCAAAAAAUUUUGCGACGUUUUUCGUAUUUCGCGUCUUCUCGUCUGCUGCCCCACCGAAAUGUCUUCUGGGAGUACUUUUCAAGGUAAGCAAGGCGGAAAAGAAACGAAGUUUUGGUUGACGGUCAUCAGAAUCCGAUUCCAGAAGCUUCUGACGGUCCAAAUGGCGUCGGCUCUCCGGAAACCGGCCAGAUUUCGAACGUAUGUUCUGGAAUAAUCAUUUGGACGUUAACUUUUUUGUGUGAUUGAGAUUCCGAUUGAGAAGAUAUUCGAAUUCCAUUUAUAUCAAUCUAAAUUCUCUGAAAUAUUAUGCGAAAAUCGGAGUGAGCAACUCAACGUAGAAAACAUUGAUGAGCUUUUAAAUUUUAUUUCUGAGUGUGCUGUAGGUUACGGGAAGCAUAAUAUUUAAAUGUGCGUGAGCUUUUCAUUUCCUAGCCGAUGCAAUGGGACAGAUUUUCACAGUUUUCCGAGAUUCCACUGACAAUUUUGGCGAUACUUGUAAGUUUUGGAGUCGUCUUUUUUUCUAUUCUGAUAAGCGCUCACCUCUUCCAUUCGAGACCCCCAGACUGUCUGCAAAAUGUGCUGAAAAUGCAGUUUCAGACAUAAUUUGCACACCUUUCGCCGUUGAUAAGAUAACUCAAACGGGCAACUCGGAAAAGAAUGAUUAAAUUUGCGAUUCGAUGAGCUCCCGCCCCUGAAACGGUGUGUUUAUCAGUUGAAAAGGGAGAAUCCUUUGCCUUUCCUUGCACUGAUAACUCCCUUAAUUCCAUUACUCUGACGACGUCACAAAGGAAUCGUACAGUGAGAACAAAGAGCCGAUCGUAAAGUGGCACUGAUAGCAAGUCCUUACAGCGCCGGUUUGUCGCCGAAAGAGUACAGUGGCUGAGCACUUACUCGUUAUCGCUUCUGAUUUAUAAUCGGAGCACACGGAACCGACUGAAUAAAAGGGCGCUCCGACGACCAGUUAGUCGGAACAUUUCUUUGCCGAAAGGCUUACGCUCGCUUCCAGUUCUCUGCCGCCCGGCCCUCUUCAGUUACACUUCUUGUCGGUGACAACACUCAGAUCGUCUGAGAUACCGUCGAGAGAUUGUAAAUCUUUACUUUUUGCAGUGAACGGCGAAAGGUGAAAAGACAAAGUAGGCGGGGUCUCAGAUAACUAUAAAGUUGUCGAGAUUCGAGGCCAAAAUCUCUUCUUUUCGUUUCACUUUCACAACAAUCUCUCUUAGGCCUUUGGACUCAUCGGCGUUGAUGAAAACAGUCUUCUCGGAAUCAAACAUCGUCUCACUUACUAGUUCAGAUCCAUUUUACUGCUGACCCUGUCUGACCUCGAUAGAGUCCCGUCCGUACGUGUUCAUGCCCUUCACGUUGUCUCGAGUUCGCAUUCUUUUCAUUCAAGUAUGCACACUCUUUUUCAUUGAGAAAAAACCGGUUCACUUGAGAAAACUCUGUCAGGAAGUAGUAUAAUAGAAUAGCCAUCUGAAUCGCACUCAUCCAUUCUAACCGUCCCUGAUCAUUGCGCAUUUCCGAAUGAAUCAGACAGACUCCAGUGAGUAGACGUACUUUUGGCGCCUUCUGUCCUCUUAUCACUGAUGCCUUAUCAAUUCGCUUCUAUUUUCAGCCGAAACGCUCACCGACACUCCGUUGGCCCCUUCGCUCGACCAGUCCCAAUUCGCCAUGUUCAAAGCCACCGAAAUCGUAGUCGCUGCGGCCGCCAGUGCUGAGGCUGAAGUUUUCGAGGAGCUGAAGAAAAAUGACGUCGUUCCACGGCUGAUGAAGUUCCUGCUCGACCAGGAAAAUAUUAUCGUAGGCGACCCGACAACCGUUAGCAACAAACUACGCAAGAUGGUGCUCGGAGGCGCCGGAAAGACUGUAGUGAUCAGUGACUUUGAUUACACGCUCUCUCGAUUCGAGAACGAAGAGGGGGAGCGACUGUCGACGACGCACGGAGUGUUCGACGACAACGUGAUGCGUCUGAACCCGGAACUCGGACAAAAGUUCAUUGAUUUGAAGAAAAAGUAUUAUCCGAUCGAGUUCUGUCCGAAAAUGACGCAAGAAGAAAAGAUCCCACACAUGGAGAAAUGGUGGGGAACAUCGCACGGCCUGAUCAUCAACGAACGCUUCUCGAAGACCACCAUCGAGGAUUUCGUCCGGCAAUCGCGCAUUGUCUUUAAAGACGGUGCCGAAGAUUUCAUUCAGUCACUCGACGGCCACAACGUCCCGCUCGUCAUCUUCUCAGCCGGAAUCGGCAACAUCAUCGAGUACUUCCUGCAGCAGAAGCUUGGCGCCAUUCCUCGCAACACCCACUUUAUCUCCAACAUGAUUCUGUUCGACGAGGACGACAAAGCGUGCGCCUUCUCCGAGCCGCUCAUUCACACCUUCUGCAAGAAUUCGUCCGUCAUUCAGAAGGAGACGUCGUUCUUCCACGAAAUAGCCGGACGGUAAGCUUUCUGAUUUCAGCUUUCUCAUUCGUCGAACUCUGAUUUUCAGCGUCAACGUCAUCCUUCUUGGCGAUUCGAUGGGCGACAUCCACAUGGACGUCGGAGUGGAGAGGGACGGACCGACGCUCAAAGUCGGAUACUACAACGGAUCGGUAAGAGAAUGCGUUUUGACCGCAACUGACGUCUUCUUCUGAAUUUCAGCUCGAUGACACGGCGGCGAUGCAGCAUUACGAGGAGGUCUACGACAUUGUCCUCGUGCACGAUGCCACUCUCAACGUGGCGCAGAAGAUCGUCGACAUCGUCAACAACACCCACUAA